AUGUAUACGUGCAUUAAUUGUGGCAUUGAAGUCGAAGAACUUUAUAGAAGAUACAGUCCAAGUGUUUUGAAGGUUUUAAAAUGCGGUAAUUGUGGUAAUUUGGCAGAUAAGUACAUCGAAUAUGAUCCUGUUAUUGUAUUAGUAGAUCUAGUUUUGCUUGAAAAACCAGCUUAUCGACAUCUACUUUACAAUAGUAAUUUUCAAUCCUACUGGAAGCUGAUGGUUGUUUUACUUUUGGGCGAAUCAUUUAGAGCAUGGUCAAUAUUCAAAAAUUAUAAAAUUGAUCAAGACUCAGAUGAUCAUCAGAAUUACCUUCAAAACAAUAAAUUUGAUAGCGAAAGAAGUUUUUAUAUACUUCUUGCUCACACAGCACUAUCGUUGGGUGCUUUCGUCCUUGCUAUGAUAAUUAGUACAGAGAUAAGAUGGUUAAUUAUGGGUGUACGACCACAAAAGUAUAAAAUUUCUGAUCUUUUUCACGCAUUAAUUGUUGGAGGCUGUGCUAAACUUCUAGGACUUCUUGGUGUGAUUUGGCAGUACGUUGCUCCAGAACUUUUUUAUGUACUUAUUCAUGGUUACACUAUGCUAUGUCUUUUAACUGCAUACUCAGUAAUCUGCGAGAGUGGAAGGACUGGAUCAUUAAUUGGAUUAUCUAGUGGAUUAAUAGCAUACAAUUAUGUAUCCAAUUUGAUUUCUUGGUUUCCAUUAAUAAUUACAAAUACUACAGAAACUGAUGAUGUUACAUAA
Molecule: messenger RNA, 744 nt
Organism: Cotesia congregata
Lineage: Eukaryota; Metazoa; Arthropoda; Insecta; Hymenoptera; Braconidae
Source: the annotation of a GenBank genome assembly